This is a messenger RNA of Rotaria sordida, 1131 nucleotides long. The record is from the annotation of a GenBank genome assembly. Lineage: Eukaryota; Metazoa; Rotifera; Eurotatoria; Philodinida; Philodinidae.
UCUAAUAUUCAUAUUGAUUAUUUUAAAGAAACAUUAGAAAAAUUUCAUAUUGAUACAUCAUCAUUAGAUAUUGAUCAACGAUAUGAACGAUUUGUACCACGACAAACAAUUUUUCAAAUAAUUCAUGUUUUAUUAGAAUAUCCUGAUUCAUGUCGAUUUUCACAAAUACUUCAUUACAUUUGUUCAAUGGUAGUUUUACUAAGCUGUUUAUUAGUGUCUAUUUCCUUAACAUUUCGUGAUCCGAAUAUAGAUCUUCAUACAUGGAAUACAACUGAAUUUGAAUUACCAUCACGAUCAAAAUCAAUUAUUGCUCAUUUCUAUAAUCGAUCAUCAAAUAUUUUUAUUAUUGAUACUCUAUGUCUUAUUUGGGCAAUUAUUGAAAUUAUUUUACGUAUAUUAUCAACACCAUCUCUUUAUAUUUAUUUUACUACAUUAGGUUUAUUUGAUACAAUUGGUGUUGUUUUUCAUUUUAUUUAUAUAUAUAUAAUUGGUACUGAAACAAAACCAAGUCGAUGUCAAACAAAUCCAAUAUAUUCUAAUGAUAUAUUUAAUUGUAUUACAUUCAAUCGUCAUGUAAUGAUUAUAAAUCUCUUACGUAAAGUACGUCUUGUACGUUACAUACGUCCAUUAAAAUAUUUUUUAUUAUCGCUUAUUGCAUCAAAAAGAGAAGUCAUACGUCUUAUUGUAUUAAUAUUAUUUAUUAUGGCAUUUCUUGGUCCAUUAAUAUUUAUUAUUGAAAGUUCUUAUAUAUAUGAAUGUUCAUCAUCAAUACAUAUACCAAAUACACGUUGUAUUCGAACAAUAAAUGAUGCAUUUUAUUAUUUAAUUCUUAUUAUAUCAACUGUUGGUUAUGGUGAUAUUUAUCCAAUGUCACAUCUUUCCCGUUUUAUUGCUAUGUUAGCAUCACCAUUGUCAAUAAUGAUAUUAUCAAUACCUUUAUCAUCAAUUUAUAGUAAAUAUAUUUCUUUACAUGAAAUUUAUCAAAUGCAAUUAAUUAUGCCUGAAAAUGUUCGUUAUCUUAUUUAUGAUCGUAUGAAAUUGUUUAAACGAGAUAAUAAAUUACAAAAAAAUGAAAUUAUUGAUAUAACUGAACAAAUUCAUAGGAAUUUAAAACAUUUAAGAAUUAAUUGA